GGAUGUGGAAGACAUUCUGGUUCCCUCCCCUUCGGGCUGCGGGCUUUCGCUUUCACUUCCUCUGCGCGAGCGGCAGCUCUCCGGGUGCUGGCCGUCAUGGCGCUGCUGGAGGUGUGCGGAGCCCCCCGAGCGCGGCCCGACGCCUGGGCUCUCCCCCUCGCGGGAGGCCGGCCCGGCUCGGACCCGGGACACUACAGUUUCUCCUCGCGAUCUCCGGAGCUCGCCCUCCCGCGGGGAAUGCAGCCCCCCGAGUUCCUCCAGGCCCUGCGCGGGGACCCGGAGAGCAGAGUUCAGAUCGAGAUGGCCCAUGGCACCACCACCCUGGCCUUCAAGUUCCAGCACGGAGUGAUCGUGGCCGUGGAUUCUCGGGCCUCGGCUGGGAAUUACAUCGACACCUUAAGGGUGAACAAGGUGAUUGAGAUCAACCCUUACCUGCUUGGCACCAUGUCCGGCUGUGCGGCGGACUGUCAGUACUGGGAGCGUCUGCUGGCCAAGGAGUGCAGACUGUACUACCUGCGGAAUGGGGAGCGCAUCUCAGUGUCAGCAGCCUCCAAACUGCUCUCCAACAUGAUGUGCCAGUACCGGGGCAUGGGCCUGUCCAUGGGCAGCAUGAUCUGCGGCUGGGACAAGAAGGGCCCUGGACUCUACUAUGUGAAUGAAAAUGGGACCCGGCUCUCAGGAAGCAUGUUCUCCACGGGCAGCGGGAACUCCUACGCCUACGGGGUCAUGGACAGUGGCUACCGGCCGGAUCUCAGCCCGGAAGAGGCCUAUGACCUGGGCCGCAGGGCUAUUGUUCACGCCACCCACCGAGACAGCUAUUCUGGAGGCGUAGUCAAUAUGUACCACAUGAAGGAAGACGGCUGGGUGAAAGUGGAAAGCACAGACGUCAGCGAGCUGAUGCACCAGUACCGGGAGGCCAAGCAGUGACCGAGGCGGCUGGGCAGGCCCCUCUGGGAAAGCCCGCCACCUGGGGCCUGAGACAGCUCACCCUCCAGGAGAAAGAGGGCCUAGCCCCAGCCCAGGAGAGGGAGCCGGCGGCGGGGUGGGGCGGGCUGUCCUUUGUGUGUUCUCUGUGUCAAGGAG
Eptesicus fuscus (big brown bat) is the source of this 1083-nucleotide messenger RNA. It is a transcript of the gene PSMB8, whose product is annotated as proteasome 20S subunit beta 8. The transcript is spliced from 6 exons. The record is from RefSeq and is a predicted model, not a curated record. NCBI's taxonomy places the organism in Eukaryota, Metazoa, Chordata, Mammalia, Chiroptera, Vespertilionidae. The coding region runs from base 97 to 927 and encodes 276 amino acids. Gene Ontology annotation, molecular function: threonine-type endopeptidase activity. Gene Ontology annotation, cellular component: proteasome core complex.